Adineta steineri is the source of this 468-nucleotide messenger RNA. The record is from the annotation of a GenBank genome assembly. NCBI's taxonomy places the organism in Eukaryota, Metazoa, Rotifera, Eurotatoria, Adinetida, Adinetidae.
AUGAUUAUUUAUCAAGUACUACGCGAGAUACUUGUACAGUGUAUAGGAGCCUUGGUCAGUAUCUUAGCUCUAUUUGGUCUUAAAGCUUCCAAUAGCGAAUUUAAUGGUCGCGCAAUCAAUCAAUAUCGUCGCUCCGUUCUUUUCCAGAAUGAUAUGAUCAUUCAUCGAUUUUACGUAUAUGAGACUCUUAUUCAUCAUAAUUUUGUCGUUCUUCAGACUGGAUCAGGACACACAUUUACGGUUCAUCUAAUUGCUGAUGUUUAUCCAGGAGAGUUUUCACCGAUUACAGUAGAAAUUGGACCAGCUGAAUGGAGGCCAAUCAGUGAAUCUGUUAAAAAAUGUUACAAAACAGCAUUGGAGUUACAGUUUUUCGUCAUGAAUGAAAUCCAAAUUUUUGGAGUUUACGAAGUUGGUUUCAAUGAUUGUCGACACUUUGCUCGAGCAGUAGCAGCAUUUCUGGUUAGUUGA